AUGUUGGAUAAGAUAUUUUUUUCCGCAGUACUCGGGUCGGCAGCUGAGGUCAUAGUCACAGUUGGUGGCAAGACUUUUACCCCGACAUGGUCUUCGAUUCCCGAUGGAGGUGUUGGCGUCUAUCAUGGCAGCGUGGUCCUCCUUAGUGAGACCGGCGAUGUGAACGUCCAGCUCUCCAGACCUGGGAGACUUCUAGCGAGGGUUGACGGACCUGCCUUCAGCUCUGCGAGCUGCGACAAUGGGCGUACGAAUUGGAACCCGUGGGUUGGCAGUGCCGUCGUUGCCGGCUCCGUCUCCGUGACGAUGCCAAACUCGAGACAGAACCAAGGCUGCAUCAAGGGAACUGGAGCCAAGGGCUUCAGGGAGCUAUGCGAGUUCAAUUGCAAGUACAACUAUUGCCCCGUGUCGUCCUGCUUGUGCCAGGCUGUGGGAGUGCCCAAUACAAAGCCGCCAGCGCUCGAGAAAGACGGAUUCCCCGCCAAGGGGAAGAGCGAGAAUUACUCCGGACUCUGCUCGAAUGCCUGCAACCUGGGAUUCUGUCCAGAAGAGUUUUGUUCUGAGACGCCUCAGACGACUAUCGUACCGACCGUCUCCGAGUUUCUUCCACCUGCCUGUAGGGCAGGCACCUCUCUAGUAGGCUAUGAACGCUUCGAGGGGCUUUGUUCCUACGCCUGCAACUUUGGCUUCUGUCCUCUGCAUAUCUGCCGGUGUACUUCAGAGGGAGGCCUGAUAGAGCCACCAGCACAGGUACCCGGUGCAACUGGAAAACCUGUUGGGGAUUACAAUGAUGAGAAGCUGUGCGAGUUUGCCUGCUCUCGUACCUGGUGUCCCGAGGUUUGCAAGUCAAACGACGACGAAGAAACGGAACCGCCCAUCGAACCCAAUGAUACCUGCCAAGCGAGCGAUAAAACCUAUAGCGACCUCGAUCUUGAUCGAACUGGCGAGUACAUGCGCUGGUUGUUGAUGGACCCUGAGAAUGCAGCAGCGACGGGCAGACAGUACAUCACCAUCGUCAACCUCACGCCGCACCCUUUCAAACUCACUUCAACACAUAGCUACCAGAUGGACGAGUUCAACUGGGGCGAUAUUCCUCCUGGCAGGGCGCGUCAGAACGUCGCACACUAUACUGAAGACAUUGAAGCCAACAAUGUCGAUGACAACGGAGAAGCAUACUACGACAUCGGGAACACUGGCAAAAAGUUUGUCGUACGUGCCACAACUCAUAUACCUGAUGCCUAUCCCAGGCGCGUCGUUUUCGACCUGAGCGGGAUGGGCAAGGGCCAGCGCGAGUACAGGGUGCCGGGGCAGGAGGUUCCUGUGACACUUGUCAUCACGGGAAGUGAUUCCUUCGGGUUCAUCACUUCACUUUCACAUGGACCGGGAAACUGGAUGAACGCUAUCAAGGAUACGAUCCGUGAUCGGAGGGUGGUUGAUUUGGUGAUGCCAGGCACCCACGAUUCGGGCAUGAGUAAGAUAACAGAUGCUCUCCUGUCAGGAUGUCGGAUUAGAAGUCCAAUUCGACCGCGGCAUACAGCCGACUGCGCAGGGGCCAAUUAG
Molecule: messenger RNA, 1557 nt
Organism: Colletotrichum lupini
Lineage: Eukaryota; Fungi; Ascomycota; Sordariomycetes; Glomerellales; Glomerellaceae
Exons: 1
Coding region: 1-1557 (518 amino acids)
Biological process (GO): lipid metabolic process
Molecular function (GO): phosphoric diester hydrolase activity
Source: RefSeq, a predicted model, not a curated record